This is a messenger RNA of Rosa rugosa (rugosa rose), 1100 nucleotides long. Its product is annotated as protein SOB FIVE-LIKE 4-like. The transcript has a single exon. Lineage: Eukaryota; Viridiplantae; Streptophyta; Magnoliopsida; Rosales; Rosaceae. Gene Ontology annotation, biological process: cytokinin biosynthetic process. Bases 430 to 798 code for a protein of 122 amino acids. The record is from RefSeq and is a predicted model, not a curated record.
ACAAGACAGAAUUCAUGUAGAAACAAUCAAACACCUAUGCAAGCCUAUUUCAUAUUUUAAAGUAAGAAGAAGAAAAAAUGAUGGGUUUAACAUUCAUCUCUGUAUUCUGUACUAGAAGCUGGAUUUUCAUUCAAGAUACAAUGACAAAGUAAAAGGAAGAAUAUAUACCAGUAGACCGACCGCAUUUUAUACUAUUUUUUCCUCCUUAAAUGGAAGCUUCGUACCCUUUUGCACGAGAUUUUGAGUCCUCAAAAUCUACCUUUUCAUCAAUAAUACAAUUUAAAAUUUUUAGACAAUUGUCUUCUACUAGUUUAAUCGUAGUAUUAAUAGUCAUAGCAGUACAUAUAUAGAGGCAUACAGUUCAUUCUAGCAUUCAUAGGCAGGCCUUUAUUCUCUCUCUCCUCUCUUCUCUCUUCUCUCUCUUUAGAAAUGGAGUCCUAUAAACACUUGUUGAGCACAGAAGGAUGUAGCAGCAGUGAAUCAGGGUGGACUACAUAUAUUGCCUCUCCCAUGGAAGAAGAUGAACCUCAAUGCAGUUAUGAUGAUGUUGAAUACAACUAUAAUAGCAUUACAAGUCACACAAGCAUUCAAGAGAUUGACAAAGAUGACAAUGGCAGUGAUGAUUCAAUGGCUUCGGAUGCAUCCUCUGGCCCAAGCCAUCAUCAACACCACCUUGUCUUGCCUUCUCGCAGUAAAGAAAGUAAUCCAGGCACUGCUCGUUAUAGCAAGCAAUCGAAGAACAAGAACACAAGCAAACAAGAGAAGAAAAGGGGUGAAAAGAGUACCAAACGGAAGUGAGAAGUCGAUGCAGGCUCAAGAAGUGAUGGAGGCACAGAUACGAGUCCUGCUCAUAGAAAAGACUGCAAAUUAUAGUUGUUUAUUAAGACUAUAAGCUUGCAAAUGAGAAGAAGAUGUAUAUUCUUUCUUUGUAUUCAGAAACAGAAGCAUAUAUACUCUUUUUUAUUUCUGAAAAUUAUUGAUGAUUCAUGCCACGUACUUAACUGUUCUACAAGGAAACAAAGUGAAUGACCAGUUUCUCAUUUUUCCAGCACAAUUAGCUUGAAUUUCUUGUGUGUUUUCUCAACAUAAUUCAAGAUGUA